CGUGGUUUCGAUGUCCCGCGGUCGGGUGCGAUGGGUGGCGAGGCGGAGCGUCCUACACAGGGCGUGGGCGAGGGAGAGGAUACCGAGCGUUAUGCGAAGGGAGGUAUUGCGAGAUAUGGGGAGGGUGCGGGUGCCGCGGAGGAGGACGAGGCAGACUUUGACCUAGAGGUUGGCGUGGCUGAGGGGGAGCGGACACCGAGGGGAGAGGGGGGCGUGCCGAAGUCCGAUCCGAUGGCUCAUCAGAGGGCAGUGGACUGGGAGCGGAAGUGCGGGAAGAAGGCCGUCCCGCCUGAGACGACAUGCACGCCGAGUUCUUCGAAGAGUGUUGUUCUUGAUAGAGCAAGCACGCCGGCUUCUUCGAAGAGGAAGGAGGGGGGUGCACAACUUUCUGGCACCAGUGCAGGGAAGAGGUUGCGGCAACAGAAAAUGACGGACACAUAUGGUGGCGAGUGGAUUGGUGAGUGGAGGAAGGCAUUCUUUCGCUGGGUGUAUCCCAGCGGGAUUGCCUUCAAUGCCUUCCGCAACACGGCGUACCGAGACCUCCAGCAGGUUGCUCUUCGGCAACCUGGUGGAGCGCCUCUUCCCGUGCUUCCAUCCCACAGCGAGAUUGCAGACAUGCGAACUGUGGAGAUCCACCGCGAGCAGUUGGCUGAGGAGUUGGAGGAGGUUAGGCAGCCAUUAUGGGUGAGUGGCGCCACCCUUCUCUCUGACGGGAGGAAGUCACGAGAUGGGCGACCGAUCGUGAACUUCCUCGCAGCUGGGUCUCGAGGGGUCGUCAUGUACACGACGAUCAACCGAGAGGGGGAGCCGGACGAUGCGGUGCACGUCUGCAGAGAUGGGUCGCCAUCUUUCAUGAUUUCAGAUUCGGUGGCCCACAGCGGGAUUGGACGUGGAGCCUGUGCGCUCGGGGACGAGGAGUGGGAUGACGGAGGAGGAGAUCGAGGAGCAGGCUGCCCUCAUUGCGCGCGAUCCAGUGGGUCUUCUGCGCCGCCCCCUGUUGAGUCUGUUUUCGGUGCUCGUGCGACUAUCUUCCGCCCAUACCCCAGGGACGAUGACUCUGCGGGCGAGAGAAACUCGGAAGCAGCGGACGACCCGAUGCUUCCCAUCCCGCGUGAGAUUGAUGAGUUGCACGAGGGGGGCGACGUGCGUGACGAGAGGACGCACACCGCGCGGAGGGCAGAAGACCAGCGAGACAUGGAUAUGAUGGGGGGCGAGGAGUUUUGGGGAUCUUUCGGGGGCACGGAGGAGAGAUCACCCACUGCCGCGAGGGAGGAUACGCGUCCUCGCACGACCUUGCGGCAGGAGACGCUUGCUCCCAUGACUGCGAGUGAGGAGCCGGGUCCUGCCACGACAGCGAGGGAGCGGACGACUGUUUCGUCGACCGCGGAGGAGCAGACGCCUGCUCCCACAACCACACGAGAGCAGAUGAGUAUUCCCGCUACGCAGUCCAGACCCUCGUCCCCGUCGCCUUUUUCACGUCAUUCUAUCCCAGGAUUCCCAGCAUCUGCUCCGCCCGCUCCCGUUCGGCAUGACGAGCGCUCACUUGCACCGGUUGGGAGGGAGGACUUGGGAUCCUCGUUGCGCAUCCGCGGGCAUGGAUCAUUGUUUAGCGUAGCCCGUCAGCUCCUUUUGGACCCGCGUGCGUCGAGCGACUUGGGGGAGAUGGGUGUUCAUAGCGCGGCACCACCGGUGGAGGAGAGGGAGAGACGAGCGGAGGAGCACGGAGCCGCCGGAGUGGGAGGAGUUGAGGGUAUUCGGGGUAUGGAGGAGGAGGUAGCUGGAGUAGUGGGGGGCGUGGUGGAGGUAGAUGAUGGUGCGCACGUCGAGAGAGAGGAGGCCAUGGCGAGGGUUGAUGAUGGUGACGAGGAGGGAGAGGAGGCCAUGGCAAGGGACGAUGAGGGAGAGGAGGCUGUGGCAGGGGUAGAGGAGAGUGUGGCAGGGAUAGAUGAUGGUGAUGCCCAGGUUGAGAUGGAGGAGGAUGUGGUGAGGGCAGAUGCUGCUGCGUUGGUUGGGGGAGAGGAGGGUGUGGUAGGGGGGGACGUCGCCCAUGGUAGAGGAGAGGGAGGCGGUGACCUUGACCCGAUCAUCCAGCGUUUCGUCGAUGACGAGAUGGGUCCCGCACUAGCGGGUUUGACCCCGGCCACGAGGAGGGCACUGGGGGCGUCGCCAUCAGGACAGAGGGGGGCGUCAGGGCUGGGGAUGGGGGAUUUCAUGGACUUGUCUUUGGGGGAUCCGCCCACCCCUGGUCACGCAGAGAGAGAGGAUGUGGCGCGUGCCCUAGCGGCCGCUGGGUACACCACAAAGGAGAUCGAGCAGGCAUUUGCAGGACGCUCCGGGAGAGAGACAGACACGCUUCAGCAGGGGUGUGAGGAGGUAGUAGAGCAACCUCAGGAGGAGCGUGAGGAUGCACCCCCUGCGGAUAUCCCCGGAGGUAGCAGUUCGUUGGUACCGUUCACGGGCUUGCAGAUGACGACGACGAUGCGGCCAGUUCGACCGUGUGUGCAGGGGUCAGGUCCUGGGGAGGAGGCAUUUGUUCAGGUACCACCGGUCAUAGUCAUGGAUUUAGGAUCUGAGGCAGUUCUUCAUACACCGGUUACUGGGCGGCGAGCUCCUCAUGAUACAGCUCGCCCAUUGGAUUUCACGGAGCUCGCACGGGCUGCUGUGCGUGACGUGACGCGGCGGGAGGACACCGACCCUAGCAGACCACUUAUGUCGCCUCCUCCUCCGAGAUCACGUCACAGCGAUUCCCCCUCGACACCAGUCGGUCGGCCCCCCCGUUCACCAUCGACGCCCACCAGACCCAGGGUUCGUGACACGACGGCUGUAGGGAGCCUCCCUCUUGACACGUCGCUAUUCGGGAGGACGGAUAUCGACCUGGACUCCAUACGUGGGGUCACAGUGCACACUGCACGACAGCAGCCAGGUUUGGGUGGGGCUGACACCGGGAGGGGUGCGCCGAGGGAGGUCAUGGCGGCAGUAUCUCAGCCGCGAGAUGCUCGCGGGGUUGGACAGGCCGGGUGUACCUUGCAGGCUGCUUUGGCAGCCGAAUCUUCUAGAGCCGAGGGGUUGGAGAUGCCGCGCGGUUCUCGUCGUGAGAAGACAGUCGCAGAGGUGACUCAGGUGAGUGCUAGGCUUGUUCGGGUGAGGACGGGGGCUGCCCAUGUGACCGUGGUGGAGGACAAUCCCGAGACGGAGCCUGCACGUGAGGAGGCCCCAAAGGAGGGUGACGAGUACAGGGACGACAAGGAGCGUGAGGAGGAGGAGAGCGACAACGGGGAUGAUGACAGCUACCACGACGACGACGACGAGCCCUCCCCUCCACCGCGGCAUGGUUYUCGUAGACGACGUGGCUCUCGUAGAGGACAUGAUGACGUAGACGACCCGUCCCCUCCAGGGCGGCGGGAGACGAGGAGUCGGAGGAGGCGAGGGUCAUCCGUUGCGACAACGCCGGGGCGAGGGAGUGUUUCGUCGACACGCAGCACGAGUGGGGCGAGGCAGAGAGGCAGUGGUAAGGGGAAGGGAAGUCGACGGUAUUGACAGCUUCGUUCCCCUUCCAGUGCUUCCACGAC
Molecule: messenger RNA, 3569 nt
Organism: Chara braunii
Lineage: Eukaryota; Viridiplantae; Streptophyta; Charophyceae; Charales; Characeae
Source: the annotation of a GenBank genome assembly